AUGAGCGAUGCCAUAUACAAGAAUGGCCUUAGCCUAACUAAACCUACAGCUGCUGCACGCGAAGAUACCCUGUACGACGAGCUUAUCAACAGCUUCCCCCAACAUACUGAGCUCCUAUCUGCCCAAGAGAUUCCCUUAUCAAAAUGGACGCUCCUGGCGCGCCUGGUGGUGAAACAGCCCGACGACGAGCCUGCGACCUACUUUCUAAAAUGUGCCGCCGGAGAAGCUGGCCGGGUGAUGAUCGAAGGCGAAUUUCACUCAAUGUCAGAGCUAUACAAAACCAUGCCCGAGCUUGUUCCAAAACCAUACGCCUGGGGAACGUUGAAGACUUUCCCGGUCGAGACGUAUUAUCUCCUGGUCGAGUUCCUCGACAUGUCUGACGGCUUACCCGAGCCUAACCAGCUCUGUGCCAAGUUGGCCAGGCUACAUAACACCAGCGUGUCACCGACAGGGAAAUUCGGCUUUGACAUCCCGACAUGCCAGGGUCGGAUCCCUCAGGCCGUAGCCUGGGAGAGUAACUGGAAUCUCUACUUCGCCAGCCUGCUCCGCCAUGUCAUUGCUCUAGAUGACGCAGAAAAUGGUAGCUGGGACACUCUCAGCGUACUCGAGGAUCGGCUUCUUGCUCAUGUGGUCCCACGUCUCCUGGGAAACCUCACCAAAGAUGGUCGUGUGGUAAAACCUUCUCUCAUUCAUGGUGAUCUUUGGGAAGGCAACACAGGGAUAUCACGCGAGACGGGGAAUAUCUACCUCUUCGACGCAGCGGCCAUGUAUGCGCACCACGAGCUCGAGAUUGGGAAUUGGAGGUGCAGCUACAACAAAAUCCACCACAAGGUCUAUACACAGACGUACUUCCGCUACAACGGGCCCAGCGAACCCACGGAAGAAUGGGCCGAUCGGAACCGGCUUUAUUGCAUCUACUAUAAUAUACUGUACUCGGUGAAUCACAGGAGCCAGGGGCAGGCGGUGCGUCAAACGGCUUUUGACGACAUGUACUAUCUGAUUGACAAGUUCGCACCCUUUCCCGAAGGCCAAGGACCUGCGCGAAUCAAAGAUGCGGAUAGAGCCGUUCUAUCCGACGAGGGAGAUCAUACCAAAAGUUGA
Molecule: messenger RNA, 1101 nt
Organism: Fonsecaea nubica
Lineage: Eukaryota; Fungi; Ascomycota; Eurotiomycetes; Chaetothyriales; Herpotrichiellaceae
Exons: 2
Coding region: 1-1101 (366 amino acids)
Source: RefSeq, a predicted model, not a curated record